UGUAACCUCAUAAUAAAAAAUUCCUACUUCCGAUUUUAAAAUCGAAAGUGAGCGAUGAAAUCAAAGAAUAAAUUUUGAAAACUAGGGUAAACUACAUUAUGGCAGAAAGGAGCAAAACAACUGAUGAUCCCCCUGAUCCCCCUGUUGUGGGCAAUGAUGAGGGAAUUGAUCCUCAAACACUGGAGAUUGCUCGCAUUUUACGGUCACUGGCUGACGAGAUUACAGAGGAAAAAAGUAUGCCAUUGCUAAAAGAAAUAAUCACAAAAAUUGCCCAUGAGUCAGUCCAUGAUAGAAAUUACAAUGUUUUGACAGAUUAUAUGAGGCGCUUUGUCAAUGUUCUUGGCUUUAGUGUACAGUUUUCAGUUAGUAAGACCAAAGAGAUCAUUAAAAUCCUGCUUGUUAUCUGGAAUCAACAAAAUGUCGCUAGGUAUGUGAUGAAGGAAGUUUACAAUGAGGAUAUUGGUGCUGCUGAAAAACCAAUUGACCCAGAUAUGUUGGAUAAGAUCCCAAAUGCUGUGAAACAGUUGGAUGACAAAGGCAUUAAGCUUUUUUUUAAAGCAUUACAAGAUGGAGAGGAAGAAGUUAAGAAUAUACGCCUGAUGGUUGUUGGCAUGUUUGGUGUGGGGAAGACUUCACUUGUGAACAAUCUGAUUAAAGACUUUAGAGAUAAAAACAUCACACCGUUAAGCACCGAUGGUAUCGAUCUCCACAGGUGCCAAGUGAUGGAAGAUGGUGAUUGGUGUUUGGAUAAGGAACACAGGUCACAGAAAUAUAUAAAAAGGUUGGAAAGUGUUUUCGACAAAAUGCCAGUGAACACUUAUGCAGCAACUGCUUCUAUUGAUGACACUGAUAGCCUAGAUGGUUCACAUGUAGAAGACAAAGUAGAUGCUUUACCAACUGAAAAUCAAAUACAUACUGAACCAGUGCAAAGGAGGAACAAUGUUGAACAGCAUGAACAAGAUUUUGUACAAAUGUGCUCACCUUUGGUAGAAAAGAUGCAGAAUGACACCAACCAUAAACCAUCAAAGGACAUCAAAGUUUCUUUAGAAAAAACAGAAAAAGAGAUCACUGUGUCUGUUUGGGAUUUUGCAGGCCAGACACUGUACUAUUCAACUCACCAGUUCUUCUUGAAUAAAAGGUCAAUCUACUUAGUGCUGAUGGACAUGACAAAACCUUUGGAUGAAGAUUUAAAAGAGUUGGAUGGUAGCGGAAUUUGGUGUGGUUUAGUUAAUGACUGUACGUAUUUGAAUGUAUUUAAGUUUUGGUUGAAUGCAAUCCACAUGUGCAGUGGUUAUAAGUCAACAACAGGGGAAAUAAAACCAACUGUCAUCUUAGUUGGAACUCGAAAAGACAAAAUGGAGGGAACUGAUAAAGAAAAAGAAAACAAAAAGGAUGAAUACUUUAAUAAAGCACUAAAGUCCUUUGAAAGAGAUUCACCAAUAUUUAAACACAUUCACAAGAAAACAUUCUUAGUGAGCAAUCUAUCUCCAACUGAUCCUGAUUUUGUUGAAAUGAGAAAGGAAAUCAAAUGUUUGGCUGAGAAGCAAGAAUACUGGGGAACAGAUAAGUAUCCAGUUCGAUGGAUUCAUAUGGAACAUUCUCUGGACAAACUGAGAGAUGAUGGAGAGCAAUUAGUACACAUGGAUAAGAUUGAAGAAGUAAAUCGUUCCAAAAAGCCCCAACUUGUUCUUUCUAAACAAGAAUUGUCAUUGUUUCUGGAAUUACAACACAUGCAAGGCAAUAUCCUUUAUUUCAAAACAUCUGAACUGGAGCACCUGGUUGUUCUUGCUCCCCAAUGGAUCAUUGACGCCUUCAAGUGUUUUGUCACACAAUUCAAUAAAAUACAACCCCAAGUCCUUAAAGAUUGGGAAGACUAUGAGAAGCUUGCAAUUCUUAAACCACAAGUUAUCGAUGAAAUUAUGAACAACAGCCCUCCUCACAUAAAAGAAUACAAAGAUGAUGUCAUUAAGUAUAUGGAACAUCUAAACGUUAUGGCAAAGCCAAAAGCAACAGAACUAAACAAAUGUGGACACGAUGAAACGGAUGCCAUUUUAGGUAACAAUGACGAAUUGCUUGAUUUUCACAUUGUUCCUUGUCGACUGAAAAAUGCACCGCCUCCCAUAGAGACAUUCACUUCACCCGAUUGCAAACGAUUCAAACGAACCCCAGUUUUAGCGUUUGUUUUUUGCGAAAAGUUUAUGCCUCCAUCUUUCUUCCAUAGGCUUGUUGCUGUAUGCAUCGGCGCUUGGCAAAUCAAAAAAGAAGGAAACAAAGAUCGCAUGUACAACGGAUUGGCUAUUUUUGCCAUUCGCCCAACAUACACUUUAACCAUCUGGUAUAACGACUACAUCAUUUAUGCAAGGAUAGCAUGUUGUACAAAGAAGCUUACAUCUGAUAUUGACACCAAUCUUUGUCAAGAAGUUCGACACAAACUUCGUCAGAGUUUGCAAGAUUUUGUUGGCCAUUCUGUAGAGACACCACGAACUGGUACAGCAUUUGAUAUGUAUAUUCAAUGUCCAUCUAUGACAAUCUGUGAGCACAAUAAAGGAAUGCUGAGAGUGGCACAGUUCAACUACGAGAGUGAAUUAGACUGUGAUGCAUGUAGUGAAAGUCAUCCAGUUGAAAGAUCAGAGGCUAUGCAUUAUUGGUUCAAAAACGAACUGGAUUUAGCAAACAAAUGUGAUAGCGAUGAUUUAAACCAACAAGCUGAAGAAAAACAUCUAUCAAAAGUUGCCAGACUUAUUGGUAUUAAAGAAUGCUGGAUGCUUGGCAUUGAACUUAAGUUAAGCAAUGUGGAGUUGAACCAGAUGUAUGCUGACCCUGCUUGUAUGAACAAUAGGUAUGAAUUUGUUUUCAAGUACCUUGUUAAAUGGAGGAACAGAAAAGGAGAGAAGGCAACGCUUCGAAAACUUAAUAGGGCUAUAAACGCUGCACGUUUGUAUUCUUAUGUGGAAUCUACGCCGGUCUUUUAGAGAGUACUUACGUAAUUGAUUCUCUCAGAAUUUAGCUUUUUGACCUUUUUAAUCAACAACUCAAGUAAUAAUAAUAAUGUCAUAAUUAAAAAAAGUGUGAUUAAAAGGUAUAACCAUCUAUGGUAUACACAAUUGUAUUUUUAUGCCCCCGGAUCGAAUGAUCGGGGGUAUCUUGUUUUUGGCCUGUUUGUCUGUGUAUCUGUGUGUCUGUCACUAAACUUUACCCUUGGUCAUUACUUUUGCAUAUUGAAGAUAGCAACUUGAUAUUUGGCAUGCAUUUGUAUAUAAUGGAGCUGCAAAUUUUGAGUGGUGAAAGUUCAAGGUCAUCCUUCAAGGUCAAAGGUCAAAUAUAUAGCUUCAAUGCUGCACAAUAGGGGGCAUUGUGUUUCUGAAAAACACAUCUCUUGUUUUCAUUUUGUUCGAUGAAUCACAGGGGUUUUUAUCUGAUUUUGGGGAAAGGGCCUGGCCUUUUUUUAGGGGAAAAAAAUCGCGCAAAAUGCCGGAUUUGGGGGGAAAAAAUCGCGCAAAACGCCGGAUUUUGGGGAAAAUAAGGAAAGUCUUAAAUAAUCAAUUCAACAUAUUUUGCUGUUUUUAAAACAAAAUCAAGGCAACAGAUAAUUUAAUUAUGCAAUAUGUUAUAUUUUCUACACUGGAUCAGAUUAACUUAUGUAUUUAAAGUUUAAAAAAAAAAAAAAAAAAAAAAAAAUUUUUUUUUUUUAAGGGGAAAAAAUGAAGUCUGGGGGAAAAUUUACCUGCUGAGGGGAAAAAAAUCUGAGGGGAAAGGGCCGAUUUUCGGCGGGUCCCAAAGAAGGAAAAAAGCCCUGAAUCAUGUAAUCAGUAAAUAAAUGGAAUGAGGUGUCUAUGUGUAUAUGCCUCCUCGAAGCAAGCUGCAUAUAACACACACACUGUCAGUCUUUAAGAGUGUCUGGAUGAUUUGAAAUAUCUGGACACAAAUGUAAUACCCGUCUCUCAACCUCAAAAGCCAUGGCCACAUUAAGACAAAAAGUCGUGUUUUGCCAUAAAAUAAAUUCCUGUCUUAUCCUUAACUUAGCCAUAUAUGGAUGUAUUUUAAAACACAUUGUAAGCUACCAUAAAACAACGUGUCACACGUAACCACCGUCUCCCAGCUGCGAAGGUCAAUGUCACACUUGAAAGUCAAAAGCACAAUUCUGCCAUAAAACAGCUUGUCAAUAGUGUGACUUUGUCAUUAAACUGUUAAUUGCUACAUAAUGUAAGAUGCCACAUAUGACAAUUACCAGGUGUCGUAAAUCAAAGGUCAAUUUCUCACUUGGCUGUCAAAAGUUAUAUUUGGGCAUUAAACAGUUCAUGUUUGACGUAAGUGUAGUUUUGAGACAAAAAUUAAAUAUUGGGACAAUUUUGCCCUUUGGACAAAAGAUAUGUUAACAUUUUAAGUUGUUUGUUGGAUAGCUCUUAUUAAUAAAAAUACAUGUAUUUAAGUGUGAAUGAUGUAGUAUAUUGUAAUUUGCAGACUUUGUUCUCAUGUAAAGGUAUUUAGGUUGGACAGUUUAGAAUAGCUUGUUUCCAUUUCUAUUUUAGCUCGACUAUUAUAUAUGAAAUUUACAUGGAGCUAUCCUACUCUCCCAAGUGUCGGCCUGAGCGUGAGUGUUGGAAUGUUAAAGUGUGCGUACCACCUCAAAUCUUUUCUAUGUCCCUUGACAUAUUGCUUUCAUAUUUUGCAUACUUCUUUACCAACAUGACCCCGAUCUAUAAACAAGAGCAGACAACUGUAUCAAGCAUUUUGUAUGAAUAAUGGACAUUUUUCCACUUAAAAUAUGCAUAUUAUUGAUAAAUUUAUGUUAAAGUUUGCGUACCACCUCAAAUAAAUAUUUUCUAUGUCCCUUGACAUAUUGCUUUCAUGUUUUGCUUACUUUUUUACCAACAUGACCUUAAUCUAUAAACAAGAUAAGACAACUGUAUCAAGCAUUUUGUAAGAAUUAUGUUCCCUUUUUAAACUUAGAAAAUUGAUAAUUUGGUUAAGUUUUGUGUUUAGGUCCACUUUAUUCCUCAAGUAUCAAAGCUAUUGCUUUCAUACUUGCAACACGUACUAACUAUAAUAAGGGGACUGUGCAGGCAAAGUAAUGUAACUCUGACUGGCAUUUUGACAUAAUUAUGGCCCCUUUUAUAUUAAGAAAAUUGAAAAUUUGAUUAAGUUUUCUGUUUUAGUCCAUUUAACUCCUAAAGUAUAGCUAUUGCUUUCAGAAUUGGAACACUCGCUAACUAUCAUAAGGGAACUGUACAGGAAAAAAUGAAUAACUCUGGUUGGCAUUUUGACGGAACGAUGGCCCUUUUUUGACUUAGUAACUUUGAAUAUUUUGUUAAAUUUUGUGUUUAUAUCCAUUUUACUUCUUAAGUAUAAAGGCUAUUGCUUUCAAACUGAUAAUACUUUCUUAUAAUCAUGAGGGUACUGUACCUGGCAAGUUGACUUUGACCUUGACCUUUGAAUAACCUUGACUAUCUUGGUCAAAUUAUUAAAUUUUGCUAAAAUUGCUAAAAUUGCCAUAACUUCUUUAUUAAUGAUCAGAUUUGAUUCAUACUUUGACAAAACAACACUUACCUGACUUAUCACAAUGGACUCCACCCAAAGCAUCACCCACUCCCCACCCCAGAAUCCCCCCCCAAAUUAAUGAUCACACCCCACAUGAUACCCCCCUCGCACCCCCCACCCCACCCCCACCU
Molecule: messenger RNA, 5669 nt
Organism: Dreissena polymorpha
Lineage: Eukaryota; Metazoa; Mollusca; Bivalvia; Myida; Dreissenidae
Exons: 2
Coding region: 99-2972 (957 amino acids)
Source: RefSeq, a predicted model, not a curated record